This is a messenger RNA of Kockovaella imperatae, 3601 nucleotides long. RefSeq names its product PAS domain-domain-containing protein. The record is from RefSeq and is a predicted model, not a curated record. The transcript has 3 exons. The coding region runs from base 331 to 3402 and encodes 1023 amino acids. Gene Ontology annotation, cellular component: nucleus. Lineage: Eukaryota; Fungi; Basidiomycota; Tremellomycetes; Tremellales; Cuniculitremaceae. Gene Ontology annotation, molecular function: protein binding.
ACUACCGUUUUGGUCAUUCAGUCCAAACCUUUCUCGGCUGCCUGUCUCUCUCUCUCUGUGUGUCUUCUCUUCAUCCUUGAUAUUAUUCAACCGUUUCAUUCCACUAUCUGAGUGUAACAUCACUUCAAAGAGACAACAAGGACCCGUCAACAAGUGACUUGACAGCCGGUCCACACCACUUCUCCUUCAAUUCACAUACGCAACACAGUCUCACUUCUGUCUCAAUUCUCAGUCAAAAGUGGAGGGGAGGGAAAAUAAUUACACUCGCUCCUCCAAGGACCUAUCCUCCCUCUUCGACGCAUCGAGGCAACCGAAGCUCAACCCCCUAGCAUGUCCUACCAGGCUCCUAGAGCUCCAACAGGGAAUGCAAAUGAUUCUACUGGUCAAAAUUCUGGCCAAGCGCCCCCAUCCUCGUCUUCCACUCAGAGCUCCAAUAAUCCAGCAACCACACCCAUAGACUGGUCAAACUAUAUGAGCUUUCAACAAUCCCCAGGCCAUUUCGCCCAACAGUCUUCAUCCAGCAGAUCCAGGGAUAGGAGCAUGGAUGGUGCAGACGUCGUGAGACAGGGUGCUGGAAGUCCAGGGGAUAAUUUUCAGACAUUCGCUCAAGGCAUCGCCAUGACUCGACCCUCCCCAACGUCCAUCAACUUUGCCCACCCUCAAUUCCGCUCCAACACCCCUCAGAACCAACCGGGAGGCUCUUCAUCUUUAAACCAAUCACAACAGCAGUUCGCCGGUUCAGACGAAACCAAUCGACCGUCAAGUAGUGUGACAGGCAAAGGCAAGUCUCCCGUCACCUCCACAAGUCAACCGGCAACAAACGAUCCAUCGAAUGGUCUGAGCCUCGAUCCUUCAGCCUUCUCUCGCGAUAUCCGCUUUCAAGUCCCGCCUUUUCUCUCCAACUCGUUUGGUGGUGCGCCAACGUUUCCACCAGGAGGCGAGGCAUGGUCAGGCUUCUCCCCCGGCAAUCUAUUCGAUACAUCAGGCAGUCACCAGUUGACCCCAGGCACUCUUUUCGGAUCCUCAAAUUUCAGUAACCAAGAUGGUUACAAUGAUGGCGGAGGGACAGGCAGAAACGUACUGGAGGGGCUGAGCGGAUUCAUGAACGAAGGGGGAUGGGAGACUUGGGGAGACGACAAGGAUUCACCACCAAAUAACAACAACUUUGGCACAACAUUCUACGUCAAUCCGAAUCCGAGUCCAAGUAUUCUGGCUCCAAAGCAAGAUUUCAGAUCCCAGGAUAUCAGUCGCAGGCAGAAUGUGCCCCCCAUCACCGUCAAUGGAGCUGCAGUACACCAGAACAGGUCACAGACCGCCAAGCCUGCAGCUGUGUCUGGCCCUUCAGCGACCUCUCCUCUCUCCUCAUCCACCGGGACUAUGCCUACCUCUGCACUUUUCAAUCAACAGAAUCCUGCUCAAGCUGCUUCAACAUCCCUCACCAUGCCAAGCUUAACUGCCGAUGUCAACUCUCAGUCGCUCUCUACUGGGUCAAAUAUUGCUUCCUCUUCCACUCAACCAUAUGCGCCGCCUCAAAACACCCAGUCCCUGUUGCAAGGACCGACACUCCCACCCAAUCUCGUCGGCACAUCCCUCACUGAUGGACCUGGACUAUACUCCACCACUGGCUUUGACAUGGUCGGUAUCCUGGCGCGUGUCGCGAACCGCAAGGAUCCAAAGACACAACUCGGUCCAGUCGACUUCAGUUGCAGCUUUGUUGUCGUUGACAUCCGCAGGUAUGACUCGCCGAUCGUCUACGCCAGUCCUACCUUUUCAGCCUUGACGGGUUACGAUCAGGCACAAAUAGUGGGCCGAAACUGCCGGUUCCUUCAGAGCCCAGAGGGCGAGGUUGUCAAAGGCUCCAAGAGGAAAUACACCGAUAACGUGGCCGUUGCUCAUUUUAAGCGAAUGCUCAACGCUGGCAAAGAAUGCCAAGCGUCCCUCAUAAACUAUCGACGGGGAGGAAUGCCUUUCAUCAAUUUGGUCACCGUAAUUCCGAUUCCUUGGGAGGGAACAGAGAUCGUAUACCAUGUCGGCUUCCAGGUCGAUCUAGUCGAACAACCAAACGCUAUCUUACGCAAUAUGCGAGACGGCAGUUAUCAAGUCAACUACACCGUCACCAAUAUCCCUCAAGCCCCUCUCCGACCUCCCACAAGGGACCUUGGCGGCGUCGGUCUCAGCGCAGACAUUAUCGACAUCAUGGGUGCCAAAAUCAAUAUGCCCGGUUUUGCUACCGGUGAGGAGGGUGGAAAAAUGGAGUGGCUCAAGAUGAUACUGGAGAACGCGGAUGACUUUGUCCACGUGCUAUCGCUCAAAGGCAUGUUCCAGUAUGUUUCGCCUUCCGUUCGGCGCGUGCUCGAGUAUGAGCCAGAAGAUCUGAUCAACAAGAACAUGUCGGAUGUCUGUCAUCCCUCAGAUAUCGUGCCACUCAUGAGAGAACUCAAAGACUCUACUCAUGCCCCCGUUGAUGGUAACUCGGCCCGAACCGUCAACCUCGUCUUCCGCAUCAGACGCAAAUCAUCAGGCUACGUCUGGAUCGAAUGUACCGGUCGUUUGCACGUCGAGCCAGGUAAAGGUCGAAAGGCUGUGAUCUUGUCCGGUCGGGCUAGGAGUGUGCCAACGCUCCCCUGGGAGGCCGUGGCUCGUCAUGGCGGAUUAGCCGACAAGGAGUUUUGGACGCGAAUCGCGUUUGAUGGUCUCGUCCUUCACUCGACGUCGUCUGUCGUCGACGUUUUAGGAUAUCAAGCGGAUGAGAUAGUCGGUAAAAGUAUCUUCUCGCUCCUGUCCGGCGGUGUCCAACCUUCCGUUGCUCCUCCCUCCAUGCUGUCCCUUGUCCAAGCUUUGCAACAAACAUCACGAGGCGAAGCAAUGUCGGGCGCGAUCACUGUUAACGCCAAGAUGCUCCUAGCGUCAGGUGCUGUGGCGGAUGUUCAGAUGGUCUGUUACUCCACCCGGCCUCCUGUCGAAGAUACCAGCCGAUCUGAUUCUGAUUCAUCCGUAUCGUCCAGCUCUCGACCCAGCUCCACGUCGUCCUCCGUCAGCGGAAUUAGACCAUCAUCCUUGGUGGUUCAGAUCAAACUCUUACCGACUCGACAAUCACGUCCGAUUGUCCAUCCACCAACCGCUAAUGUGUUUGAAGAAUUGGAAACGACUCGCGGGACAUCAUGGCAAUAUGAACUGCACCAACUACGUUUGCUCAACCGGCGGCUCAAGGAAGAUAUUUCAGCCUUGCGGGCUCGCGGGAAAUCAGGCAAUAAGGGCAAGAAGCGAAAAGCGAGCGAAAGUCUCGGCUCCAACCUUCGCAUGACGGCCAUGCCGGAGCAAUAUUCUGCCGCACCUAAACAUCAACUCACCCCUGGAUUCGGUCUCGUCGCGCCGGGCAUGCCCAGCCCAUACUAUCAAUAAUUCGCAUUUUGCAUCCCUCCCUCGACUCCAAUGCGCUUAUGAAAUGAUUUUUGAAUGAUACGAUCGCGGUGUUCGUCAAAGCUUCAGUGACGAUGAUAGAACGAUGUAGCAACAGAUGAGAAACAAAAAACAGGAAAGUCGGUAAUUUCGAUUGUACUCAGUCAUGCAGAACACUGGUCAUUCACAAUCAAGUUUCGUU